This is a messenger RNA of Cornus florida, 564 nucleotides long. RefSeq lists its product as uncharacterized. Lineage: Eukaryota; Viridiplantae; Streptophyta; Magnoliopsida; Cornales; Cornaceae. The coding region runs from base 1 to 564 and encodes 187 amino acids. The transcript has a single exon. The record is from RefSeq and is a predicted model, not a curated record.
AUGAAUGCAUUGAGAGAGAGACCCUCUGGUCUGACAUCCAAUCACAUUCAUUUACCAUCUCAACACCUUGGAUCCUUGGAGGAAACUUUAACUACUAAAGCUAUGUUGGAUUUUCGUCAUUGCCUUCACAACUCCAACCUUGAGGACCUCAAUUACUCAGGUAUUUUCUACUCUUGGACCAACAAAAGUCCAGGUGUCUCCAACAUCUUAAAAAAACUGGAUAGAGUUCUUAUUAAUGAGCAUUGGAACCACUCAUUCCCACUAUCCCAUUGUCAGUUUCUUCCACCUGGAAUUUCUGACCACAGCCCAAUGAUUAUCAGCCUUGGUAAUCCUAGACCACAGAGGAAAGUUCCAUUCAGGUUCUUUAAUUACUGGAGUAAGAAUGAUUCCUUCUUACCACUGGUUGAAUCUAUCUGGAGGUCUCAUGUUGAAGGCUACCCCAUGUUUCAAGUCAUAACCAAGCUCAAGAAGCUCAAGCAACCCCUUAAGAUGGAAUUUUUAAAGAACUUCAAUGCAAUCAAAAGUGAGGUUCAGGCUGCAAAGGACUCCCUCUCUGCAUGUUAG